Cajanus cajan (pigeon pea) is the source of this 957-nucleotide messenger RNA. RefSeq lists its product as uncharacterized. Lineage: Eukaryota; Viridiplantae; Streptophyta; Magnoliopsida; Fabales; Fabaceae. The record is from RefSeq and is a predicted model, not a curated record.
AUGCCGAUCGAGAAGUACGACGGGUCUUCCGACCCCGAGGAACACUUGAACGUUUUCUUGACUCAAGCAACCCUCUCCACUCAAGACGACUCGGCUUUGUGUCGAAUAUUCCCCACGUCGCUAAAAGGAAGGGCUUUGAGUUGGUUCACGAGACUGCUGAGCGCCUCCAUAGACUCGUUCAGCGAAUUGUCGUCCCAGUUCACCCUACAAUUCGCAACGAGUAAGCCGUACAGGACGACCUCGUUAGCCUUAGCGGGGGUCCGUCAGGAAAAGAAGGAAAGCCUGAGAGGUUUCAAGGACCGAUUCAACAAGAUUGCAAUGGAGAUUGGCGAUCUUAAUCCUGCCGUGGCAUUGGACCGGCUGAGCACUACCCUCAGGCAGGGGCCAUUCGUGAACAGUUUGUGCAAGAAGGCACCCGUUGAUAUGAACGACCUCCGGCGACGAGCCAAGAAGUACAUGCAAAUGGAGGAAUUGGCGGAGACCCGAAACCAGGCCAGGGCCGAGGAGAGCUACGGCCGAAAAGAAUCUGGCCGAGAGCCGAUGAAAAAGACCCAUGCUGAACAAGUUAAUACUCGCGCCCCAAGAGGACCACAUUACACUGCCUACACUCCCCUAAAUGCGAGUAGGGCCAAGGUGAUGGAGCAGGCCCUCGCUUCAGAAAUCCUCGUGAUGCCGAAAAGGGAGAACACUCCCCUGAGAGCUGACAAAGCGAAGACAUGUCGGUUCCAUCGAAACAGAGGACACUCGACUGAAGAAUGCUCAGCAUUGAAAGACAAACUUGAAGACCUCAUCAAGCAAGGUCACCUAAAAAACUUUAUCACCCUCCACGACCAGUCCGAAGAGACCACUCUCAUGAAACCCACCAGCCGAGAGACCGAUGUCGCCGAUCCCGAUCCGCCGAGAGGCAGGAUCAUACGCGGCAUUAUAGGGAGGAUAACGAACGACCAAGGAAAAUAA